UCGCGUGUAUUUUCCACCCUCAAUUUCAGUUGUUCUGCUGCAAUCCUCCAAAAUCUGUGAAAUGCCUCGUGUACAGUAACUCUCUCACUCACUACUCAACUCACCGUUUCACCUGUGCGAGUGCAUCUGAGGCCAGCGCGACGGCAAGGCGAAAGAGGAUGGAGAAGGUGGUAAAUAAUUCCAGUGUCACGUCAAGCAAUAACACACAGGCGAGCCUGAGUCGCAGCAACAGUCGCACGAGUUCCAACUCGGAGCUGGAGAAGGAGCUGAUUGAGCUGGAGAUUGGCGAUGAGGGCGCGGGAAAUGCAAAGGUGGCGGCCAAGGAGAUCUUGGCGACGAAGAAGCGCAUCUCGAGCAGUCGCACGCCCACGCGCAAGGCGAAGAGGGUGCGAUUCUACAGGAAUGGCGAUCGCUUCUACCAGGGAAUCGUGAUUCCCGUGUCCAACGAUCGCUAUCGAUCGUUUGAGAGCUUAGCUGAGGAUCUCACGAGGCUACUAGAGGAUAUUGUGAAGGUACCUGGCGCUGUGAGGAAUAUUUUUACGUUAGACGGAAAGAAGGUGGCGAGCCUGGAUGAUCUCGAGGAUGGCAAGAGUUACGUGUGUUCGUGCAAUACGGAGAAUUUCAAGAAAAUUGACUACAAUUCGCAGCCAAACAAUAAAAAUAACAAUCGUCUCUCGAGAGUCUAUCGGCCGAAUUCGCCGCUGAAGAAUGGCUCAAAUGGAGUAACAGUGGUGAAAUUUGAUGAGCGUGACCGGGUCGUAUUUCCUCGGAUAGUGACGAUAAUACGGAAUGGUGUGAAACCGCGAAAGAUACUCCGCUUGCUCCUCAAUAAACGUAACAGUCCAACGUAUGAGCACGUGCUCACGGCGAUCACGCAAUGUGUCAACCUUGACACGGGAUGCGUCCGGAAGGUCUUUACGCUGGCCGGCUCGCCUGUUCUCACACUGGCGGACUUCUUCUCGCACGAGGACGUGUUCUUUGCCUAUGGCAAUGAGCGGGUGGGCAAUGAUGACUUCGAUUUGGAGCUGGAGGAGAGCAAGACGAUCAGGCAGACGCGGAAGACGUUGCGAAAUGGCGUCGCCAAGGGUGGACCAAAGCCAAAAAUGCCUGUCAAGAGCCACAAUGAGACGUACGAUUGCCUGGAGGAGAACUAUGCCAACACAGGAACGGACAUUCUGCCUCUGGACAUACAGAAUCGAUACACUAUGGGACCAAUUAUUGGUGAUGGCAAUUUUGCCGUUGUGCUGAAGAUCAAAGAGAAGCAGAGCGGCCAGGAAUUUGCCCUGAAGAUCAUUGACAAGUCAAAGUGUCAGGGAAAAGAACACUACAUUGAUGCUGAAAUCAGAGUGAUGAAGAAGCUGAGCCAUCCACACAUAAUGGCACUGUAUAUGGAUAUCGAUACACCGAAGAAUACGUAUUUGGUGCUGGAACUCGUUGAAGGUGGUGAUUUAUUUGAUGCAAUUACUCAAGUUACCCGAUUCUCUGAAGAUCAAUCGAGAAUUAUGAUAAAGCACUUGGCUGCGGCGAUGGCGUAUCUUCACUCCCUCGGCAUUGUUCAUCGUGACAUUAAGCCGGAAAAUUUGCUCGUGAAGCUGGACGGCAAUGGCAUGGUGAUGGAGCUGAAAUUGGGAGAUUUCGGACUGGCGUGCGAAGUGAAUGAACCUCUUCUGGCUGUUUGUGGCACUCCAACUUAUGUGGCGCCUGAAAUUCUCAUGGAAACAGGCUAUGGACUGAAGAUUGACGUCUGGGCGGCUGGAAUCAUUCUCUACAUUCUGCUGUGUGGCUUUCCACCGUUUGUCGCGCCGGACAAUCAACAAGAGCCGCUCUUUGACGCCAUUCUGUCCGGCGUGUAUGACUUUCCGGAGCCCUAUUGGAAUGACAUUGGCGAGGGUGUGCGCGAUCUCAUUGCCAACAUGCUUCAAUCGGAUCCCGAGCUGAGAUUCUCCAGUGAAGACAUCUUGGAUCACUAUUGGGUGCUGAAUAUUGAUGAGGAGAGAUGAGGCGAGCGUGCUGAAGUGCAGUAGAAUUGUCUCAGUUCAGUUUUCUUCCUUUUCCUGCAUUUGCGUGUGUGGUGGGAAAUGCAGGGAUUCUAUGUAUGCACUAUGAAGAUGAUUGUAGAUAAAGUAAUAUACAUAAAUGAUGCUGAGAUAUGAAGGCGAGGACUGUAAAUGGCGAUGAGAAGAGGCACAAAUUGUAGCAAUUCCUUAAUUAGGUAAAAUGCGCGCAAUCACGAGGAAUCGUGAUGGCGAAAAGGUGUGUGUAAAAGGCAAAGUGCAUGAUUGUGAAUGAGUAUUUUUCCUAUAAUAUGAAAGAAAAUCCCAUAAUAUAUACAUUUAAAGAAGAUGAAAAUGAAAAUCUGUAGCUCUUUGAGGAAAAAUGUAUUUGAUUAGAAAUUCUAUAGCUAUGCAUUUAUAUUAUGAGUAUGUAUUUAUCCUAUAUACAACCAACACUACAUAAGUAUUAUGAAACCUAUUGAGUACACUAUGAUAUAUUUUUGCCUAAUAAUCGAUAUAAUAAUAUUUGAGAAAAACCAAACAAUUUAGGAAUUCAGUGUAAAAUUUGUGAAAUAUUCAAUUAUAUUUUUCAUGCAAAGACCCCAUUAUUUGUAAUACCUUUUGCUACCUUUUCUUUUGGCUCUUGACUUAUUCAUACAAAUUUACAACUUGGAGAAGAAAUGGAGAAAUUUCCUUCUUAUGUUUCGGCAAUGCAAAUUUAUGAUGGAACAAUAAAUGAUAAUUUAUAUAUUUGAUAUAUUUACAAAAGAGAGAUGAAAAAAAAUUGCCUGCAAAUUUGGAUGGGGUGGAAAUUUGUUUAUAAACAUAUUUUACAUUUUAGAUUUUAGAGCGGUAGGAAUUGUAGCAAUGUACAUUUUGUAAUUGAUUUUUUGUAGUGUGAA
Messenger RNA from Phlebotomus argentipes, 2896 nucleotides. Its product is annotated as serine/threonine-protein kinase GL21140. Gene Ontology annotation, biological process: intracellular signal transduction; protein phosphorylation. Bases 159 to 2000 code for a protein of 613 amino acids. The transcript is spliced from 8 exons. The record is from RefSeq and is a predicted model, not a curated record. Lineage: Eukaryota; Metazoa; Arthropoda; Insecta; Diptera; Psychodidae. Gene Ontology annotation, molecular function: protein kinase activity; ATP binding.